This is a messenger RNA of Euleptes europaea (tarantolino), 3896 nucleotides long. RefSeq names its product microtubule associated scaffold protein 1 (gene MTUS1). The transcript has 15 exons. The record is from RefSeq and is a predicted model, not a curated record. Gene Ontology annotation, cellular component: nucleus; cytoplasm. The coding region runs from base 1 to 3870 and encodes 1289 amino acids. NCBI's taxonomy places the organism in Eukaryota, Metazoa, Chordata, Lepidosauria, Squamata, Sphaerodactylidae. Gene Ontology annotation, molecular function: microtubule binding.
AUGAAUGUUGAAAAGUUGGAGGACAUGGGCAUGCAGCCUCCUUUAAUCAUCAGGGAUGAAAAUGGCAAUAAAUGUAUGUGUAAUAAUGCUGCAUUAUCCUCACUGAACGGAAGCACUGUGAGCCAGUACCAAGAAGCAGAACAUGAAGAUUACAUAGAACUUAAGGAUACAAAUGAUCUGAUAAAUAGAUCAGGCCACCCGUGCACUGAAGCAGAAGACCUGCAGAAGGGUGCCAAUGACUACAUUUGCAUGGGGACCAUGGAUUUAGAGGCUGUCCAUAUCCCUGCUUCAAAGGAGCAAUAUUACAUGCAUGCCUUGAAACAAACAUUCACAGAACCAACCAACCCCCUUAAAGACAAUCUUUCAAUAGAGAGUAUUCAGAAUCUCGGUACUGAGGAAUCUGUGCCUUAUUGCCCGGCAGAUCUAACGCACUUCGCUACUGUUGAGUUAAGUAAAAAUGCUGCAAUCCAAGACAAGUUAGAUUGUUCCCAGAUAGGACAGGAAGGAGCUAGUUCAAGUGAAUCUUUCAUUACAGUUAUAAACCUGGGGGAUAAGUGUAACGAAGAGGGAUUUGGCCAUCAGGUAUUUGUAUGUUCUGGGGAAAUGAAUCCAAGGGACAGUUUGACAAAGGUUAAAUUAGAUGUCCCUGGCAACCCCAGUAUGACGAACAUGAACCUAGAUAGGGGAAUGCCACUCACUAAUGCUCUUUCAAUAAUUGGAGGUGAUGUCACCAAUUAUAUUGAUUUGGUAUCACAGAAUAGGGAAUGGCAUGAAAACCAAGGGAAGCAGGAUGCCGGAUGGGUGAAUCCUUGCUAUAGGGGCACACCAGAAUUGGAACCUUUUAAGUUGUACAAAAGUGAGCCUAAGAAGUAUAUGCACAGCACGCCUGAGCAUGAUGAAGAUAAUAAAUGGGCAGCCAAACGUGGAAAGGAUGGUUCCAUCAAUGCCUUAUGCCCUCUAGCAAUACAGAAUUUUGACGAACGUUUGGAGAAAGAGUUUUGUGAAGAUGGGGAGACUCUGACCAAAGGACCAAACUUCUCAGAAAACGAUCAGGCUUUUCCUGAGGGAUGUACUCAAGAUUCUGCGACAAUACAAAAUGGUAUACCAAAGCUAGAAAGAGCUGCUCUGUCCGAGCCCAAUUCCGAGGCAACAUUUGUGGUUUUCAGUCCCAUAGCUUGCGAAAAUGGCUCUAUUACUCCUUUUACAGACUCAUCAAAAAAUACAACCUGUGCUGUUUUUGCCAUGCCGGGUGAAGCUGGUGGUAGUACUUCUAAAGCUGGGAAGAAUAACCACAUGGUGAAAGAGUGUACCAGGAGGACUUCAUUCAGAAGUAAUUCUGAACGAGUCACGGUUAAAGCCGUCAUCAGAACGCCACUUGCCCCUACCAUAACCAAAGCGAGAAAAGCAGAGAUAGUGAGCUUUCCAAAGCCGAACUUUAAAAAUGUUAAGCCAAAAGUUGUGUCCAGGCCCAUACCGCAGUCGAAAGAGAGUGCUGCGUUAAAAGCAGCUCAAAGAUCUCCUCAGCUAUCUACCGCUCCGUCAUCCUCCCCAUCUCCUUCCCCGAGGCAAACAUUCUAUUCAAUUUCAGCGCUAAGGAAAAAAAUGGACUUGGAUAGAGGUACAAAAGCAGAAACACCAAUGAAUAAGACCUACAAGCAACAUUUUAAUAAACACCUUCCUAGCCAAGCUGUACAUGCUGCAACUCAUUCUGAAAACACUUCCCACAAGGUUACAAAAACAACUGUGUUAAAGCAGAAUGUGGAACCGGUCGACAAAGAAAGGUGUCCCAAUUCGACAUUCCUGUAUGUUUCCGGGGCUGUUGCUGCAUGUACUCUCAGCACAGGUGGGACGCUGGAUGACAAAAUGGAAAUUGUAGAGUCCUGUGUACAGCCUCGUGCUUCAAACGUCUGUCCGAUACCUCAAGAGGAGCAGCAGAAUAACUGCCUGGGGGUCCCAGCAGAAAAGUCUGCUCAAGAUGCAGUGAAUGAAGGAGUUGAGCUUGCCCGUCUUCCUUCGGGUUCCUCACCUAAAGCAGAGCCAACACAACUGCAAAGUUUACUCAAGGACACCCCAGUCACACUCAGAAGUGCACCUGAUUCCAGGAGGACAUACUGCUCUAAGAGAGGAAGUGAAAGUAAAAAUGUUCUUGCAACCAAAGUAUCUUCUCCUCAAAGAGCCGCUCUACCUUUGAAUUCAGAAGCAGAAGUUUCUUCUCCUAAAGGGAGGCUUACGUCUGUGAGAGCAUUGCCUGGACCUUCGACCAGUUCUGGAAAGUUAAUUCCCAAGUCAAAAGUGCCCAUCAAAGGACCAGGAUUUCGGAGAACCUCUAGCAUCUCUUCUAUCAGCAGCACUCAGAGUGACCAAAGUACUUGCAGCAAUAACUCUACAAGUGCCACAAUUAUCAUCAAGAAUGGAGAGUGGCCUGCCAAGUCUGCUUGUCAAAAUGGUGCAGCUAUAAAGCCGGUGCCCAGGCCAAGAGUGUAUUCUCUGAAAAACACCCCAAAAGGAACAAAAAGAAAGUUUGGUGUGGUGAGCCCUUGUGCGCCCAAAUCGGCUGGAGCACUUCUUCCAGGAAGGAAAACCAAUGAUUCAAAAGGGAGUCAGCAAUCAGGGCCUUCAGGACAAAAUGGUCCUCGAAAUUUAUUCUCGGCAUUCACUUCCGUUGACAAGGGAAAGCAGAGGACUCCUAAGAACUCAUGCAUACAAACCCGCAGUUCUAAUGAAGUGCAGUCUACAGAAACAAAAACACAAGAGUUGACACAAUACAAAAGAAAAUGUGAACACCAAAGUGGAAUUAUCCAACAACUGAAGAAAUGUUUGGCAAGCAGCAACAGGAAAUUUGAAGCAUUAACUCUUGUGAUCCAACACUUACAGUCUGAGAGAGAGGAGACACUACAGCAACGUAAAGAGCUGUCCCUUGAACUUAUCCACCUUCGUGGAGAGUUGGGAACCGCGACAUCAGCAUGUGAGAAAUUGGAGAAAGACCGAAAUGAACUGCAAGCAGCUUACGAAGGAUUUGUGCAGAAGCUGAACCAGCAGCACCAAAGUGAUCUAGCUGAGCUGGAGGAGAGGCUAAAACAGUUCUACACCGUAGAGUGUGAAAAACUCCAGAGUAUCUGCAUUGAAGAAGCUGAAAAAUAUAAAGCCCAGCUCCAGGAGCAGGUUGAUGACUUGACCGUUACACAUGAAAACUUUAAACUAGAACUUGAAGCCAGUCAUACAGAAAAGAUCGAAGAACUGAAGAAGGAAUAUGAAUCAUCCUUUUCAGAGCUCAAGAAUGCCCAUGAAUCAGAAAGAAAGACAUUUGAAGACUCGUUCCAAGAGAAACAAGAAGAACUAGAGAAAAAAAUUGCUGCAUUACAGAGUGAAAACGAUUCCUUGAAUGAAAAGCUGAAGUUGGAAGAGCAAAAACGAAUAGCCAAAGAAAAAGCAAAUCUUAAAAACCCUCAGAUCAUGUAUUUGGAACAAGAGCUGGAAAGUUUAAAAGCAGUGCUGGAGAUUAAGAAUGAGAAACUGCAUCAACAAGAUGUCAAGUUGUUGAAGAUGGAAAAAAUGGUGGAAAACAACACUGCCUUAGUGGAGAAAUGGAGGAGACUUCAGCAGGAGAAUGAAGACUUAAAAGCUCGAAUGGACAAACACAUGGAGCUUUCCAGACAACUUUCCACUGAGCAGGCAGUUUUACAAGAGUCCCUGGAGAAAGAAUCCAAAGUAAACAAACGCCUGUCGAUGGAAAAUGAAGAACUUCUGUGGAAGUUACACAAUGGCGAUCUGUGCAGCCGGAGAUCGCUGUCCCCUUCUACCCCACCGAUGCCUUUUCAGUCUCCGAGGAAUUCUGGCUCCUUCUCCAGCCCACCCGUGUCACCUAGAUGACACCCCUGCGUGCGGAGCAACUCCUU